CUCCCUGAGCCGCCGGCCGCCCGGCCCGGGCCGCCACUGGACGCCGGGCGCGUCGGGGCGCGGGGAGGGCCCGGGGGGCGGGCCGCGCGGCGCCGAGAAAAGCGCCGGGCCCGGGGCAGCGGCCGGGCCCAGGAGGCGGCGGCGGCGGCUUCCAGCAGGCACCAUGCCGUGGGCCCUGCUGCUGUCCCCGCUGCUGUGGCUGGCCGUGAGCGGGGCCCAGCCCGCCCGCCCGUGCUUCCCGGGCUGCCAGUGUGAGGUGGAGACCUUCGGCCUCUUCGACAGCUUCAGCCUGACCCGAGUGGACUGCAGUGGCCUGGGCCCCCACAUCGUGCCCGUCCCCAUCCCCCUGGACACCGCCCACCUGGACCUGUCCUCCAACCGGCUGGAGACAGUCAACGAGUCAGUGCUGACCGGGCCGGGCUACACCACGCUGGCAGGCCUGGACCUCAGCCGCAACCUGCUGACCAGCAUCUCGCCCACGGCCUUCUCCCGCCUGCGCUACCUGGAGUCUCUGGACCUCAGCCACAACGGGCUGGCCGCGCUGCCCCCCGAGAGCUUCGCCGGCUCCCCGCUGAGCGACGUGAACCUCAGCCACAACCGGCUGCGCGAGGUGCCCGUGUCCGCCUUCGCCUCCCGCGGCCCCGGCCGGGCGCUGCACGUGGACCUGUCCCACAACCGCGUCCAGCGCCUGCUGUGGCCCGACGACGCCCGCCUGCCCCCGCCCACCAUCCAGAGCCUCAACCUGGCCUGGAACCGGCUGCGGGCCGUGCCCGACCUCCGGGACCUGCCGCUGCGCUACCUGAACCUGGACGGCAACCCGCUGGCCGCCAUCGGGCCCGGCGCCUUCCCGGGGCUGGCCGGCCUCACGCACCUGUCCCUGGGCAGCCUCCAGGGCCGCCCGCAGCUGGCGCCCCACGGCUUCCGAGAGCUGCCCGGCCUGCAGGUCCUGGACCUGUCGGGCAACCCCCAGCUCCAGUGGGUGGGCGCCGAGGUCUUCUCAGGCCUGGACUCCCUGCAGGAGCUGGACCUGGCGGGCACGGGCCUGGUGCCCCUGCCCGAGACACUGCUGCUGCACCUGCCCUCGCUGCAGAGCGUGGGCAUGGGCCACGGGGUGCAGUGCCGGCGCCUGGUGCGGGGGGGCACGUACCCCCGCCAGCCGGGCUCCGGCCCCAAGGUGGCCCUGCACUGUGUGGACACUCGGGAAUCGGCCCUCAGGGGCCCCGACACCUUGUGACAAAUCGCGUGGCCUCCUGGGCCACCUCUCAGACUGCCGUCCAGGGCGAUCCUCUCAUCAUGUGCCAAUGCCAGGGGGCACUGUGUGGGCCACCCCCGGAGCAGAGUGUUGCCCUGUGGCCUUGGUUGCCCCCCCCCCCGCCCAUAAGCAGAGGGUGGUUGAUGCCAGAUAAGACCGCAGUCCCCUGCUCUUCCCCACGUGUCCCCGAAGUGCCUUCCCUUGGGCCUGGGCCCCCCCACCCAGGGCCAGGGUAGAUGCUGCUGGCGGCAGAGUCGGGUCCAUGGUGGAGCCCUGCGCUCAUUGGCCACUGGCCCGCUCUGCUCUGGGCGGCACCCACGCCCCACUGCUCACUUCCCCGGGGUCCUGGGUGGGGCCUGAGCCACAGGAAGCCCAGUGAGAAGGGGAGAGGCGUGGGCCGUGGCUGCAGCAGCGGAGCCCCCUCCUCUCCCCCUCCCACAGCCCCCACCAUCCCAGCCAGGCCUGCCCCACCCCACCCCGGCCAGAGUCCCAGCAGGCCCCUGUG
Messenger RNA from Sorex araneus (European shrew), 1757 nucleotides. It is a transcript of the gene TSKU, whose product is annotated as tsukushi, small leucine rich proteoglycan. The record is from RefSeq and is a predicted model, not a curated record. NCBI's taxonomy places the organism in Eukaryota, Metazoa, Chordata, Mammalia, Eulipotyphla, Soricidae. Gene Ontology annotation, cellular component: extracellular matrix. The transcript is spliced from 2 exons. Bases 164 to 1234 code for a protein of 356 amino acids. Gene Ontology annotation, molecular function: protein binding.